CUUUGAAAGGGUUAACGCCAAAAGAGUCAACCUCAAAUAUGUCAGCCUUGAAAAAGCCUACAUUCUCUUUUAAAAAAUUGUUCUACAAAAAGAUUGGGAGUUCUGAUAAUUCAUCUACUCGUAACAGUUCUAAAACAAAACAUUUGCCUAAUCAAAAACCGGUAAAUAAAGACAUAAUACAAAAAAUGUUGGCCGAUCAUAAAUUAAACAUGCAAUUAAAUGCAAAAGGAGGACAACCGGCGACUAAUUUAAAAAGGAAAAAUUGCGAAACAAAUGGUAAGAAUUAA
This is a messenger RNA of Meloidogyne enterolobii, 287 nucleotides long. Lineage: Eukaryota; Metazoa; Nematoda; Chromadorea; Rhabditida; Meloidogynidae. The record is from the annotation of a GenBank genome assembly.